AUGGCUGCCGAAACAGACACACAAGCUGCUGCCACUGCAGUGGAUUCAGGCGUCACACCUGACUCUCUGACGGAAGCACUCAAGUCCAAGAUGAAUAUUCAGCACAUUUCGAUUGAGGACAUGUCCGGCGGAUGUGGCCAGGCAUUCAAUGCUAUCAUUGUUUCACCAGACUUCGAGAAGAAGAGCUUGCUUCAGAGACAUCGUAUGGUCAACGCCGCAUUGAAGGCCGAGAUUGCGGCCAUACACGCUUGGACGCCGAAAUGCCUUACACCGGAGCAGUGGGAGAAGGAGCAAUCAAGGUGA
Cyphellophora europaea CBS 101466 is the source of this 303-nucleotide messenger RNA. RefSeq lists its product as uncharacterized. Lineage: Eukaryota; Fungi; Ascomycota; Eurotiomycetes; Chaetothyriales; Cyphellophoraceae. The coding region runs from base 1 to 303 and encodes 100 amino acids. The record is from RefSeq and is a predicted model, not a curated record. Gene Ontology annotation, cellular component: cytosol; nucleus. Gene Ontology annotation, molecular function: 2 iron, 2 sulfur cluster binding. Gene Ontology annotation, biological process: intracellular iron ion homeostasis. The transcript has a single exon.